AUCGGCUCAUUGGGGCUGGAACGCCGACGCCGACGCAGAUAACGGGAACACGCGUUUGGGGAGAAUGUGAGAGACCGAGGAGAAGAGAGCUGAGUGCUGAGAAAUGGUUCUCAUGCGCGUGAUUUUUUGGCUCAAAAAUACGGGCUUGCUGCCAGACGCUCAGCCAAUUUUGUCGACGAAGCCGACUCAGCCGUUCUGUUUGUCGGUGGUUGUUAUUUUUUUGGUUUGGUUUUCAGUUGCUGUUUAAACUUGGUCGUGAGAGGGUAGUUGCCCCUUAGAGCCCUGCGCGAUCGCGUUCGCGAUUAAAAUAGAAUCGGUAAAAUAAAUCAGUGCUGUGUAAAGAAAGACCGAAACGCUGGCCAGUUUAAAUCUGAAAAUCCUCCAACAUAUCCUGAUGGCCCCCGUGAGUGCCGCAGUGACGGGAUCCUCUACAGCCACCCACUCUCUUCAAGAUAUGACAGCCGCUGCCGCGGCCAUUGCCCUGGACAUGAAACCCAAAGGGGAGCCUUUGGGAGCGUCCUCCACCGCCACAGAGCCAUCACAAAAGAUUAAAAAAUUGGUGCGACGCAAUGCAUCCGAUAAACUGAAACUCAUCCAGAUGGUCCACGAUAAUCCCAUUCUAUGGGACUCUCGUCUCCCGAACUUCAAGGGCGCCGAGAAAGAAAAGAACCGAGCCUGGGAACACAUUGGGCGAGAGUUCAACGCACCGGGGAGACGAGUGGCUCGCGCCUUCAAAUCUUUACGAGAGUCCUAUCGCCGGGAACUUGCCCACGUCAAGCUGAUGGGAAACGGAUUUAAGCCAAAAUGGAGUCUUUAUGAGGCCAUGGACUUUCUAAGAGACGUGAUUCGGGAAAGAAAGGGCGCUUCGCAUGCAACUGAUCUCAGUUCAAGCUCUUUUGGGCAUUUUAACAACAAUAAUAAUAACAACAACCAUAGUAUUCUUGGAGAAUCUGGAAAAAGUAUGGUUUUAAAGCUUUCAUCUUCAUAUACGGAAUCAGCCGCAGUGCUGAAUCUUUCAAAAUGUUCUACCCUUAACGUAAGUGGCGAGGACUACUACAGCGAUUACUACGUAAAGCCAGAGCUGGACCUCUCGGCGGGUGCCUUAGCCGGUAGCAGUAGCAGUGGAAGUAGCAUUGGCUGUGGAAACGGAGCCCCUUCAAAUAAUCCAGUGCCGGCUCAUCAGCACCAAGUCAAUAACGACAGUCGAGUGAGCUCCACGCGAAAUGAGCACCACCAUUUACAGCAAAACUAUGAUGAUUUUGACGCAAGUUCUCUAAGGAGCGGGGAUGAAGAGGGAGAAAACGCAUCAGAUGGGGUGGAGGAACUGGAAGCCAUAGAUGCUGACUUCCCUUAUCCACUUAUUCUUGACUCUAACUCACCAGUAAGCACUAAUGCCGGUGAUUUGGUUUCGUCCCGAAAGCGCUGCCGCAACGGUGAUCAGGAGGACGGUGAUUGCGACGACAAUGGAAUCAUCGAUGGCGACGAUUAUGAAGAACAGAUGCUGCAACAACACCGCCACCUACGGCAGCAGCAGAGCGCUGUUUCAGCCCCUGGGGGGUUGGAUCUUCCGCCGCCGCAAACUGUACGUGAGGUCCUCAAUUCCAAAUUUUGUGGAUUUAUUUCGGCAAAACUUAACAGCAUGGAAGAUUCCGAGGCAGAUAAUCUUAUGAAUCGCAUUCUUCUGUUGCUUGUGCAAAUGCAGCAAUGCGAUGUGUCUACUAAAUAGUUGGAGUAGUGCAGAAAAGCAUAAAAUACUUUUAAUAGCCAAGACAUGCUUAUUGUGGAAUGGUGCAGCUGCUUAAAGCAAACAGACGGAGUCAAUUUGAUUGCGGCUUUCUUGCCAUAUUUUGAGAAAAAAAUUAACAAUUGUAGAUUUACUUGCCAAUGCCAAAUCUGUGCCAUACCAAAAAGAACAAGAAGUAAUUGAAGGGAUUAACAGGUUAUUACAGAAUUUUCAUUUAUCUUCUCUCCCUUAUAGUUAAGUACUCAUUAGAAUAGUUACAAAUUAAGCAAAAGAAAGUAAACCAACUUUCUAUGUUAAAUAUGUUAUAGGUCGAAAGCCUUCUUCACAUGGAACCCAUUCAUCUUCUUUGAAUAUUAAAUCGAUAUUAUUGAUAAUAUUAUUUCUAUUUAACGAAUUUCUAUUUGCGCCCAAUUUGAAACACGGGCUACAAGUUAUAAUCAUUAAGAACAUAACAAAAUUACUAUUUUGAGUAAGGUUUAUUUUUAUUUUCUUAUAUUCACAUAUGUACGACAUUUAAUAAAUUACAU
Messenger RNA from Drosophila bipectinata, 2271 nucleotides. It is a transcript of the gene Mes2, whose product is annotated as Mesoderm-expressed 2. Gene Ontology annotation, biological process: regulation of transcription by RNA polymerase II. The record is from RefSeq and is a predicted model, not a curated record. Gene Ontology annotation, cellular component: transcription regulator complex; nucleus. Lineage: Eukaryota; Metazoa; Arthropoda; Insecta; Diptera; Drosophilidae.